Plectropomus leopardus (leopard coralgrouper) is the source of this 843-nucleotide messenger RNA. Its product is annotated as myeloid-associated differentiation marker-like protein 2. Lineage: Eukaryota; Metazoa; Chordata; Actinopteri; Perciformes; Serranidae. The record is from RefSeq and is a predicted model, not a curated record. Gene Ontology annotation, cellular component: membrane.
AUGUGUGGCCCAUUCAAGGGCUGUCAGGGCAUUUUGCGCCUUCUGGAAAUAAUCGUCAGUGCCUUAUCUUUGAUCAUCGUAAUCUCCAGAGGCAAGAUGGUGAGUCCAUGGGGCGUCUGGUGUGAGUUUGUCUGGGUUUUCUGCAUCACGGUGCCGUUGGUCCUGAGCGUGGUGGAGGACAAAAAGUGGCACAUCCUCCUGGCUGUCUUCCUCCCAAACUGGGCUGACCUGACGUGCGGGCUGACCUCCCUGUGUGCUCUGAUGAUCACCUCAGCCACGGUCAUCUUUGCAGCCGUUUUUGUGUGCCUUUCCUGCGUCGUCAACAUCCUGUGUUUCAUCUCCUCCCUGGUCGCCACUGUUUUGUUCCUGAUAGACGGUGCAAUGCAAAAAAUGAAGUUUCCAAGCGGCUACAUGUGCAGCCUGAGAGGAAGUCUCCGCACUACAGAGGCCUUUAUAGCGUGUAUUAUCCUCAGUGCCGCCACGGACCACUUUGUGAACGGUGAAUGGUCCUUUCGCCCUGCUGGGAUGAUAUGCAGCGUCCUUGUGUUUGCCGUUUGCCUCCUGGUCACUGUGGUCAUCAUUGUUCUGCAUCUGCUCAAGCUGCUGCAGUGUCUGCUGGCAUUCAAGCUAAAUAUGAUGGAGCUGGUGUUUAACAUCGUGGCAGUGCUGUUGUACCUGCUCGCUGUCAUUCUGUGGUCCGUCUUUGGUUACAAACGCUCCAAGUACAAUCCUUACAUCUGUCAGAAGUGUUCCUUUGUAGACAUGAAUACUGUUAACAUCGGAGCCAUCGUCAAUAUUGUCUUUUACAUUGUGGACCUAGUUUUAUCCAUUAAAUCUCGCUAG